Messenger RNA from Salvia splendens (bonfire salvia), 527 nucleotides. RefSeq names its product rapid alkalinization factor. The record is from RefSeq and is a predicted model, not a curated record. Lineage: Eukaryota; Viridiplantae; Streptophyta; Magnoliopsida; Lamiales; Lamiaceae. Gene Ontology annotation, cellular component: plasmodesma. The transcript has a single exon. Gene Ontology annotation, biological process: calcium-mediated signaling. Bases 36 to 386 code for a protein of 116 amino acids.
UCAGUUUGUAUUUCCAAAUUAAAGAAAGCACCGAAAUGGCGAAAAAUCACAUCUUCCGCCUCCUCAUCGCCGCCGCAGCAGUGGCCGCGCUCCUCCUCAGCACCGCUGAGGCCGGCGGCGAAUUCAGCUGGAUUCCGUCUAGCACUCCGUCUACCUGCCAGGGAUCGAUAGCGGAGUGCAUGGCGGAGGGCGGCGGCGAGUUCGAGAUGGAUUCGGAGUCCAACCGGCGCAUAUUAGCCACCACCAAGUACAUCAGCUACGGUGCGCUGCAGGCGAACAACGUGCCCUGCUCGCGCCGCGGCGCUUCCUACUACAACUGCCAGCCUGGCGCCGAGGCCAACCCCUACACUCGAUCGUGCUCCGCCGCCACACAGUGCCGGAGUUAAGUUUUAUUAUUUUUAUUUUUGCUCUCUCUGUUUCUCGCGUUUUUUGUUACAUGUAUGUUCAUAUACAAAGGUAAAGAUUUGAUGUAAUAAUCGAUUUUUCGCAUUUGAAAGAUCUCUAUGUUAUACUCUAUGAUUAUCUCU